AAUAGAUAUAAAGAGAUGGCGGACAACGAUUUGGAUGUCAGUUGGCGGUAAACGGCUUCAAAGAAUUUUGGACAUGCGUUUACACAACUGGACCGGUGUUGGCGCUCCCUCGGCCUUACAGAGCAGAGCAAUGGGUUUGGAGGGAACAGAAGUCCUUCAUCGACUAGGAUGGAAUCUUCCUAAGGAAGAACUAAUUCAUAUACAGGAACACUGGCUCACUUUUCUGGAACCACCAGCAUCAAUGCAUUUCCUGCUAGGCUUGGUAUAUAUUGGCUUCUUCCUCAUGGCUAUAAUCGGGAAUGGGUUGGUGCUAUGGAUUUUUUCAUCCGCUAAAAGUUUAAGGACCGCAUCGAACAUGUUUGUGGUGAAUUUGGCCUUCUGCGAUUUCGUGAUGAUGCUGAAGACACCUAUCUUCAUAUACAACUCUUUCUACAGGGGAUUUGCGUUAGGUCAAUUAGGUUGCCAGAUAUUCGCUUUUAUGGGAUCACUAUCUGGGAUCGGCGCUGGCAUGACGAAUGCAUUCAUAGCAUACGACAGAUACACCACCAUUACGAAACCCUUCGAUGGUAAAUUGACGAGAACGAAGGCCUUUGUUUUCAUACUGUUGAUUUGGCUGUAUACGAUACCGUGGGCUGUGAUGCCGUUAACUGAAGUAUGGGGGAGAUUUGGACCAGAGGGUUUCCUAACAGCUUGUACGUUCGAUUAUUUAACGAAUACCUUCGACAACAAAAUGUUUGUUGGCUCAAUCUUUUUCUGUUCUUACUGCAUUCCAAUGAGUAUGAUAGUAUAUUUCUACAGUAAAAUAGUCAGUACUGUAUUCAAUCAUGAAAAAGCACUACGAGAACAGGCUAAGAAAAUGAACGUAGAUUCUUUGCGGAGCAAUCAGAAUCAAGGAAGUCAGACUGCAGAAGUGCGAAUAGCGAAAGCUGCCAUCACUAUCUGUUUCCUGUUCGUUGCUUCUUGGACACCCUACGCUGUGUUAGCUCUAAUUGGAGCAUUUGGUGAUCAGAAACUAUUAACACCAGGUGUUUCGAUGAUACCAGCAUGCACAUGCAAGUUUGUUGCAUGUUUAGAUCCUUACGUGUAUGCUAUCAGUCAUCCAAGAUACAGACAAGAGCUCCAGAAGAGGAUGCCAUGGUUGGCUAUCAACGAACCAGCUGAAGAUACCAAAUCUGUUGCAACUGCUGCGACACAAAACAACGAACAAGAACAGAAAGCGUAAUAAGCAACAUCUAAAUCUGUGAAAAAAGGUACUUGUAAGAGAAUACUGAUUGCUCUGUGAUGUGAUAUAGUAUCUUCUUUAUUUUUAAGGUUGUUCAUAUCCUUCUUUUUGUAUAAAUCAUCUUCUACACGAAUAUUUAUAAAUGAGUAAUAUUUUUCAUGGAUAUUUGUAGUUUAUAUUGAAGGAUUUCUCUUCAUACUUGGAAAUAAGACUAUUUGAACGGUAAAGGAUACGAGUAAAUGUUGAAUGCUUGGAACUGUAUAAAAAAUCCCAUAUAUAUUAAAAUCCCAUAAUAAAUUCCUGAACAUUGAAA
Molecule: messenger RNA, 1535 nt
Organism: Coccinella septempunctata (seven-spotted ladybird)
Lineage: Eukaryota; Metazoa; Arthropoda; Insecta; Coleoptera; Coccinellidae
Product: opsin, ultraviolet-sensitive-like
Exons: 6
Coding region: 35-1222 (395 amino acids)
Biological process (GO): visual perception; G protein-coupled receptor signaling pathway
Cellular component (GO): membrane
Molecular function (GO): G protein-coupled receptor activity
Source: RefSeq, a predicted model, not a curated record